GCCCCUAGCUCCCCGAGAGCGCCCCUCGGAUGCUGCUGGGGAGACCCUCCGGGCCUCUCUUUGGGGCCUCUGGGGCCCGCGGCUCAGACAGCAACAGCCGCCAGUCCGGCCGCCCCGAGCCGCCGCCGCGGGCUCAACUCCACCCGGCGGAGCCCGGCGCGCCGCAGCCACACAAAAGAGGCGCGAGGGCCGGCGGCGCGGCCGCAGGGGCCCGCCCGGGAGCGCCGCGCUAGGGGACGCCGGGAGCUGGAGGAUGAGCGGCGGAGAGGAGGGCUCCGAGGCGGGAUGCGGGAUGCGGAGGACCUGACACUUCUUGGAAACUCUUGGAAAUGGCUCCCGCCACAGCGCCGGCGGGGACUGCGAGCCUGGGGCGGGCGCUCGCCCCCGCGGGGCUGCUGAGCCGCGCUCGGAUGCAGGGCCCCGGGGCGCUGUCCCUGCGCUCCGCCGUCGGCUCGGGCUGAAAAAGUUUCUCCAUGGUUCCUUUGUGUCACCCGAGCGCCCGUUCGCCGGCCCCGACCUCCCUCGGUCUCCCUGGAGGCGGACUCCCAGCUGCUGCACUCAUGUGACUCCAGCUAACAUCAAUAAGCAGACCAAAGCCAGGGGCCAGGAGGUCGCCGCCCUGCCAGUGAGGGGCCGGGGUCGAGGACCUGGGUUGGGUACCGGGCACAGCACAGCGCUCCCAGCCUGUGGGAUCCGAGCCUCCGAGCCUCAGAGUGGGGCUUAAUCCAUCAUGAGCGGAGAACUUGAAUGUCUCUCUUGGAAGCAGUUGUAUUUUUAGACAUCCCUCCUUUGCUUCCCCCAUCCUCCAUUCUUUAACCACGGUAAGACCAGCUCCAGGCAGUAAAUUGCGAGGGCAGCCAAGCUGGACUGCUAAGUUUGUUUUCUUUCAUUAGGUAUAAAGGAAAACCUCAAAGGUGGGUCUCCCGUGGCAUCUGACCUUUGUCUGUAUUUCGUGUCAGAUGAUGAUACAUUAAAAGGGAGUACAGCCUUCAACAGAGCUGAAGGAAUAAUAAACGAGGGAUUUAAUUACUAGCUAUUAAACUCAUUUUAAAGAUGUGCGGUAAAGGACUGUUGAAAUCCAUUCCAACCUUCCUUACAUUCUACCGGAGCCAAAGCUGCCUUGCUGACGAGAAAUCGAAGUGGGUUUCCUCCUCCCCCAAGGCAUCCAGCCUCCCGGUGCACCUGAUCAAUGCCCAACAAAACAUGUAGCCUUUCUGCGGUGGGAGAGCCACCCUGCCAACUGAGUCUGAGUUCGCUUCUAAAAAAUGUCUGGUCCUUAAAGCCUUCUUAAGAUAACCACGGAUCUCCAGAUUAUUUAAGAUGCUGGACUCCAAGGAUCACUUAAAACAACAGUCUCUAUGUUACAGCCACAUAAUAAAUGUGCUUACUUAUUUGGGAUUAGAGAUAGACAGUAAGCUCUUUUUUUUGUUUGUUUCAAUCUGUACUUACUGGUGCAGCUUAAAGGUUUAUAGAUGUAUUCUCUAUACUGACCCCUCUCUUAUCUACCUGGUGCUUCUCUUUACUGAAACCCAGCCAAGUCCCAAAGAGAUAUUGAUUUGCAAAUAUUGCAAAGAGCUGAUUACCAUUUACAUUCCCACUGAUGGAGAAAAGAUCCUGCCUAUAUUGAUAUAAUGGAGGAACUCAAGGGCCAAAGCCUUUCACCCAAUCACCAAUUAAAAGCAAAAUUCUACCUACCACACAUUUUCAAGGGGGAAUUUAUUCUAAAACAUGAAUUAUCUGAUAAAGGAUAGAAGAGCAAAAGGCUUGGGCGUGAUAUCUAAGUCUUUCAGUUCAUACAAUGUCCUUGAUUUUAGCAUCUCAUAGGAGGGAAAACAACUAAUGGGACAGAAAAUGUUCUACUCUGGAGAUACAGCAAGACUGUAAUUUUUAGAGGCUGCCGAAUAACUACAAAUAUGCAUUUGUGAAUUUACCUACCCAGGCUUUAUUACAAACAACUAAAUAAACUUCCUAAGAGUAGUCCAUUGAUUGUUGCCACCCUCCCUUCCUAAAAAUGACCUCAUGAGAAAGGGAUAAGGGGGAAAAACAAAACAAAACAAAACAGUUUUGGCUUGGGGGAAAUGUCAUUCUACAAAUCAUCAUAUUAUGUAGACGGCUUUACCUAGUUAGUUGCCUACUCAUUUGAAUACUGGGACUCUGUAGCAUGCUCUUGGCACCUUAAUAAGGGGUCAGAAAGCUAUUAUGGCAGAGUGUUAGUUGUUUUAAUUGUAAUUUUCCCAUAUGAGAAAAAGAUCUUUCUCUUGGAGAUUCCAGGGGACUUCUCAAAUUCCCUGAUGAAAUCUGACACAUGAUACCUUUAAGGGAGUUCCUCUGAGGGAGGAAAGAAGGCCAGAAGGAAGAGCUCAGUUACAUAAGCAGUUACCUAAAACUAAAUAUUCCACCCCAAGAAGCUGUCCAGAUGUUGCUGAGAGGAGAGAAGGCUGUGCAAGGGAUCUGCCUGCACAUAGCUGUAGGAACAGGCAUAGGUGGGAGACAACUUUGUGAAGGGAUUUAUUGUCAGAGUAUUGCAAUAUCUCUGCUGCUUCCCCAGUGGUGAACUCUCUAUUAAUUAUCUGAAGUAAAUAAACCGCCUGCCUGCCAUUAUAUGACCUUUGAUUUUCAUCCAGUGAAAUAAAUUCCUUUGCCUUUAUACAGUAGUAACUUUCCUGACUGUUUUAGUGACUUUGGGCCACACAUUGACAGAUUCCCCAGCUUAGAGAGACUUGAAACUCCUGUGACAGCUCCCUUGAAAAAUCUUCCAAUUCCUGAAGGACUGAGGGAAAGAAUCUUGCCAGGGAAGUCCUUAACCACUACUUUGAGUCCCUACAUUUAGGUUUUACUAAUGGUUGGAACUCCAUUGUUCAUUUCAAACCCUCAUAUUACCAUGGAGUGUGUGGAGGAGAUGGGUGGGGAGCGAGGAGAAGAAGGCAUAUUCUCAGAUGGUUUUAUCACCACAUAUUAGUUAUUGCAAUGUUUUAUAACCACCUAUUAGUUGUUGCAACAACGUUUCCCUUCCCUAAUGUCUACCUGGCCCCAGCCUCUGUACACGGCCUUGUUUCAGUUAGUGGAUAAAGGCCCUGGGGUGGGGGGCACACACGGAGUGGGAUCUGGGAGUAGGGCAGCUGCAGCGUGAGAUGUCACUGCAGCCAAGCUGACACCCUCUGACUGUCUUCCUCUGCUUUGCAGCAGGAGGAGGUGGCUGAGCAGCUAGUGGGCAGUUGGCGCCCUCCCUGUGCAAGCCUCCAUCCCAGAGGCUAGUCCUGCACUCCAGGAGUUCGCCAUGAUCGCCACCGGCGGCCUGCUAAGGAUUUCCGCCAGAAAGCAGGAUCCACUCCGCCCCCCAAGCCAGAUACCCAAGCGCAAGCGGAAAGCCAAGAAGAGACGCAAGAACGACGUGGUGGUGGUGAAAGGCAAGCUGAAGCUGUGCUCCAUCUCAGGGCUCAUCGCCCUCUGUGGGAUCCUGGUGCUGCUGGUGGGCAUAGCCAUGGCGGUGGUGGGCUACUGGCCCAAGGCCACCGGGACCAAUCGGGAGGGGGGUAAGCAGCUGCCGCCUGCGGGCAGCAGCCACCGCGUCCCAACCACGGCCAACAGCAGUAGCAGUGGCAGCAAAAACCGGUCCAGGAGCCACCCUAGGGCUCCAGGGGGUGUCAGCUCCAGUUCCGCGGGCGCGCCCAGGAGCACGCCUCCAGCACGAGCCGCCUCCCCUUCCUCCUCCUCCACGUCCGUGGGCUUCUUCUUCCGCAUCUUCUCUGGCUACCUGCACUCUGACAAGCUCAAGGUCUUCGGGCCCCUCAUCAUGGGCAUCGGCAUCUUCCUCUUCAUCUGCGCAAACGCGGUCCUCCACGAGAACCGGGACAAGAAGACCAAAAUCAUCAACCUGCGGGACCUCUACUCCACCGUCAUCGACGUGCACAGCCUCCGCGCCAAAGACCUGGCGGCCGCCGCCGCGGCCGCAGCCGCCUCUUCGUCGUCGUCUGCCCCCGCCGCGGCGCCCCCCGGGGCCAUACCGCUCAACGGCUUCCUCAGCUACGUGCAGUCGCGGGGCCUGGAGCUGAAGCCCGGGAGCUGCGGUGGCGCCGGGGACGCCUUCGGAGCGGCGGCGAUGCUGGCCAAGGGCUCGUGGCCUCCUCACCCCGCGGCGCUGAGCGGCGGCCGCCCUCGGGGCGCCGCGUCCCCGCCGGACCUGGCCUCUUCCCCGCGCUGCCCGCGGGAGCCCCCGAGCCUGGUCGAGGCCGUGUACAGCGUCUACCGCGAGCGCUCGGGCGUGGCAGGCCGUCGCCGGGCCGCCGCUGCCACCGCCGCCGCAGCCGCUAGCAGCUGCAGCAGUCCGGCGCCCUGCAGCCCACCCGAGAGCUGGGGGCGCCAGAGCACCGCCAGCUCCUUCGUGGACUCCUCGCUGAGCGCCUUCGCGCUGCUGCCCUUGCAAGGGGACCGCGAUAGGGGCGGGGACGCGGAGGGCGCGAGCUGCAGCUGGCAGAGGCCUCCGGGGGAACGCGGCUCCCAGGAGAUCCCGAGGGGCGAGCUCGACCUGAGCAUGACCAACCUCCGCGGCGCAGAGGGCAGCAUGCGCGGGGCGCGCCAGGAGCUGGAGGAGCCCGAGGGCGCGGUAGCGGCGCGCGCCGCCAGGGGGCAGGGCGGCCGCCUGCCCAGGACCGGCAGGUACGCGGCCUUGCGGCGCCGCAGCACCAGCGGGCUCCCGGACUACCGGGCGCCGCCGUCCCCCGAGCCCCCGCCCUCCCCGGGGAGUGCGGACCCGGACUCCAGCCCUCUGGCCAAAGCCGCCUCCCCCUCGCCACCCCUGCGGCUGGAGGGCUCGCCCCCCACCAGGCGGGACUCCGGGAGCUCCCAGUCGGAUGACCCAUCCAGCAGCAAUAAGGGCUACACACCCCUGCGGGAGGCCGGCACCUCCACCGAGUCGGUCUUGGACGCAGUAGCUGGUCAAACGCGAGACUCUGUGGCCGCCCCCGUUCUGGGUGCGGAGCAGAGCUCGCCGGAGGGUGCCAGCCAGGAGCCACCCACGGCCGAGCAACCUCAGCCGGUGCAGAGGCAGUUUACAAACAAGGAGAAACUCAUCAUGAUUUCCAGGUCUCAUGCCAUAGGGGUAGAAGAAGAACUGGAAAGCACAGGCAUUUAGAGAAAGGGGUGGGUUGGGGAGGAGGAAAGAGAAAAUGGGAGAAACGCCCACUUGAAUCAGUGCAUUAACAGGUCCCUGUUUCUUUUGUGGACUGAUCCGAGGACAUCAUUCAAUAUCCAAAGAGCUGCAGAAUGUUAUCCUUGAAUUGCGUCCACAAGAUUCCUGUAGAUAACUCCAAGGAUUUUUUUUUUUAAGCAAACUAGUCUUUUUAUGUCCGAUGGUGAUUGUAUGUUCAAUGAAAACCAAAUGUAUUAAAAGGUCAGCAAUCUAGUCCAUUAGAUAAAAUCUUUUAAUUUUCUUAGGAUCAAAAUAAUAUAUUUUUGACAGUAACUGUGCACUUUACUCCAACUUUUUUUUUAAUCCCUAAUUUCCCGACCCCUGUACUCUGCGCUGGUUUUGCCCACAGCUGCUUGCGAAUGGCAGGCUUUUUUCUCCCUUCCUUUGCGGAACAUAGAAGAGUUUGUCUCAGUUCUCUUAGAAUUGAUGUUACUAACUGAAGUCAAAGCCAAAAGCAUGAAUAAUUCAGGAACGAGCACUUUCCUUGCCCCACCCCACUGUGCUCACCACCCAAUGCCCAAAAGCUUCUUCAUUUUUAAACGGGUGUGUACGUUUUGCUACUAGGGUAUGUGGUGGAGACUGGAGGGGACCAGGAACUAGAUGGACUGUUACAUUCCGAAAUUUAUAUCAAGUACACCAUGCUUUAUUGAGUGUUAUCACACCUGUAUUGAAAAUAGCAUUAAUAUUUAAAAUCUUUUUUAAUAAAAGAAGUUUCCGAACAAACAGUUAAACAUAAUAUUGCCUCAUUUGCCUUGGAGCUAGCUCAUCUGGUACCUCUGAAAUAUUUUGCUGUGACACCGCUACCAAGACUGUUGUGAUCUUCCCCCAAAGUACUCAGCACCAUUGUCGCAUGUCCAGCGUAUUUUUAAGCUUAAAAUGUAGGGUAGUAUUUAACAUUUGGGAAUUUAUCUUUCAAAUAGAAUGAAACGUUAAGUAAAUAGCAAUAUGCCUAUGAUACUUCUCAUUUACCUGCAAGUAUUAAUUUGCAGAGCACCAGGCUUAAUAUUCUCUUCCCAUCCUCUUGGAUAUCACUGAUUAUAAGUUAAUGGUCUUGAUCCAUGGCCUACAUAGACAAAAAGAUAAUGUUUUAAUAAUUUGGUAGAUUGUUUACACUUGAUGUCAUUAAAAGUGAAUUAGUUAAUUUUCAAGACCAGGAGACAAGAUGUGGUCAUUUUGGUCUCCUUGGGCAAAGCGCUAGUCCUGUAGACAGAGUGCAGAUUCAGAGCUGAGAUUGGACCCAGCUGUUGGCAUCUCCUAGCUGUGAGGCCUUGUACAAGUCACAAACUCUGAGUCUCAGUCAUCUUUCUGUAAAAUGAAGAGAACCAGACAUAUCUCAUGGAGCUAUGAGAGGAAUAGAACAGGGUCAGGGUCAGAGGAGGGUUUAUAUGUGUGGAGUUUACCAGAACCCUUGGCCCACAGGAUGUAUUCAAUAGAUGGGGGUUAUUGUAAUUAUUAUUACCAUUAUAAUAUAUUGCUGAAUGCAUAGUGUAGAAGAAUGGACCUUCCUUGAACUUGAGCUCAAGAAAGUCUAGUCUGAAAUCUGGGAUAUCCACCUAUUAUCUGUAUAACCUUAGACAAAUCACUUAAUCCCUCUGGGCCUCUGGUAGAUGAUAUAAUCUCUAUGAUCUUCAGCUCUAAAAGCCUUACUUAAAUUCAGGCUCUUGUCCUGGAUGUAAUCAUAUCACAUUUGUACCUACAACUUGGCAAAGAGUGAAUAUACGUCAUCAAUUACCAUUAGCUCAACAUUCUGUAAUACACUUUAAAAGGGCCUAAUUUAUUCUCAGAUUGGAUCUGCAUUAAACCAGUAACUCACUUUAAGGCUGUAGAUUAAUAUAUUGGGCUCUUCUAUAAAGCAAAAGUGAGUUUGCACUAAGGAGUGACAUGCAAGUGUAAUAAGACCUCAAGGUAGUGUUAAAUUUCAACAGUCUCAAUUGCUUUAUCACACUUCCGAAGUAAAUGUCAAACUUCCUUAGGUUUUCUUCUCCAUUACCUUGGGUACUGGGUAAUUUAUAUACUGAGAUAGCGUGUUACUUCAAGGGGAAAACAGGUUCUGGUGUUCUACAAUACUGUUUCCAGUCCUCGGAGAAUGCACUGUAAAUGCUACAUUUAUCAAAUGCUAAGUGACAUUUAGCAAAUAAUAAAGCUAAUACCUCUUAGCUUAACUAAGGAGGGGUGGACAGAAUACUGUUUAUGUCUCACAAACUUAGUUCCAUAUCAGAUAAUAUCUAACUUAACCAUUGAACAAUUUAACUAGAUUUUUUUUCUGAAGAUAGAAAAAGAUGAGCUCAAUUUUCCAAAUCUUGGGAGGAGCCUGUGAUUUCUUUAGACUUCAGAGGAAGUGUAUAAGUGUAGUAAUUCACAAUUGUAACUUUCAUAGGAGCAGAAAUCUGCAAUAAUGCUAAUUUUCACUCAGUACUUACUGUGGGUUCAGUACUAUUGUAGGAGCUUGGUACACAUGAUCUCAGUGAAUCCUCACAGCAACUCUAUUGAAGUAGGAUCAUUCUUACCGCUGUUUUGCAGAGAAAGACACUGAGGUCAGAAAGAUGGAAUUGUUGUCCAGGGUUACACAGCUGGUAAAUGGUGGAUCCAGGAUUUACACAGAGUUUGGAAGAUUAGGUAGACCUGUCGGCAGAUGCUGAGUUGAAAUGGGCAUUUCUGGAGACCAUCAAAAUACUUUAUAUAUUCUUUAUUUCCUGCCAGAUCCCUUUCCAGACCAUUCUUAGAGAAAUGCAGAAAAUUGUCAGAAUGCACAGUCAGAUAAAAAGCUGGAGUUUGUAAAUCUUCAGACGGGCAUGAACAAGUUUUUUUGUAAGUGACUUUUCAGGGGGUUUUGUACACAAUAAAUAAGAGUAUUUGAAAGGGCCUUAUAGAUGAUAGAAUCCCCCCACCUUUAAUUUAUAAAUGAGGUUUCUAAGAUUUAGAAAGAUGGAACAAUUUAUUCUGAGACAAACAGCAGUGGCAGGACACGAAUGUUAAAUUAAAAUAAUUGCAACAAUUGGUGUGAUGGUAUUUUUUCCCUGAAUUUCUGUCAUGUACCAGCUGGGUGACCAUGGACAAGUUACAUAGUCUCUCUGUGUCUCAAUUUCCUUUUCCACACUAUAGGAAUAAUAAUGUCCCUAUCUUACAGGACUGGAGUAAAGAUUAAAUGAACUAAUAUUUGUGUAGAGUGCUUAUAAUGGGCUUGGAACAUAGAGAGUAUUAUACAAAGGUUUGUUCCUUUUAUUUAAAAUAGAAUCAACUGCUAAACAAUUACUUCAUAUGACCUUCCUUUUUAUUAAUAGAAUAAUUUUAGGCUUAAAAAUCUAAAGUAUAAGGCAACAUAGCAUAGUGGCUCAAAGUGUGACUUAGGGGGUUAUAUAACGUUAUAACUGGGUCUUCACAUCUAGUAAAUGGAGAUAAUAAAUGGAAUUUGACACAUAGAGUUAAUUAUUUAAAUGAGGACUAAAUAAACGAAUAUAAUUAAAGGACUUAGAACAACUCCUGGCACAUAAAAAUAUUCAGUAAAUGUUAACUACUAUUAUUAAGGCAAAAUACAGAAAAGCAAUUAGUAGGCUAAAUUUACUACUCAGUAGUUAGGGACAACCAUAAACUUAAUGUACUAAAAAGUCUUUAAAAUUUAGGUAUAUCAGAAAGAAAAAUUAGACCUUAAAACAUGAGGGCUUAUGCUGCUGCAAUGCCUCCUGAUAGAACAUAGAACUAUCAAGAGCUAGACAUAUGCUCCUCAUGGUCCCAGGAUCAUAAUAUUAUAUAACAAUGAAUGAACGCCCAAACUGGCACACUUGGCUAUAUUUAGCCACAAUUAUUGCAUUUCCAUUUAUUGAGGCUAGCCGUAUCAGAAAGGCCAGUGAAGUCCUUGAGGUCUCAGCCCCCUAUUAGGCUUCAAGUAAAGAUCAGGUGCUCUAUUGAGUUAUUUAAAUUGUCUAGACAAAAGUUUUUUCUAUAUUAAUUUUUUUCUUCAGUAAUUUUAAGUUCUUUAAGAUGCAGUUUUGAUUUUUUUUGAGCUAGAGAACUUAAGAAAAACCCUCUGACACAUAAAAUUAGUACAGACUAAGUAUAUGGACUUGUAUUUGGAUUAGGAUAGUAUUUUUGCCACGAUAUAAAAAUACAUUUUAUAAAUAAGAUCUUCUUGUGUUAAGGGUUGCAGUUUAAGAUGGAUAUUUUUCUUACUUAUAACAGAGAAUAGGUUGAUGUUUACGGAGUUUGUUUUCCAUAAGCCCAGACUAUUUUAAAAUUUUUAUUGUUAUUUGGAAGGGAGGAGUAAAACUCAUGGGGUGAAUAUUUAGACUAAAUUUUUGAAUGACUAACUCUGAAAAACAAUCUAAGACACCCCACCCUACCCCAGGGAAGUUAUCUUUGGGGUUUUUUCUUCAAAAAGGAAUGAGAUUCUUCUUUAAAUUGAUAAGAAAAUUCAAUGUUUUAUCUAUUAAGCCACCACCAGUUAAGGAGUCCAACUUUAGUCAAACUACCUGCAACUCUGCCAAGACCUGAGAAGCUCCUUAUUUUCUGUAUGCCAUCCGUUCAUCUAUGACAUCAGAAAAGCACUGUGCUAGUGCUGAGCCCACAUGGGUGUGAACUACAGUAGGAGUUACAAAUGCCAGCCAUCCUAAGGACUUAGCCUUCAUCCCAGAGCCAGAAGCAUUUCAGGAUUUCCACCACCUGGAAAGAUAUUGUUAUUCCACUUGAAAUGGGCUCUUAGCUAUUGCCCCUUUAAUAAUGCCAGCUAUGACAUGGACAUGGGCUGAUUCGUUAGUAAGAUAACAUACUGUCAUUGCUGGUGAAAAGACCGAAAAAGAUUAUGCAGAUUCUCCUGGAGUGUUACCAAGUAUGGGCCUGUCUCAAUAACCUGUGCUUUCUGAUCCUACAUUGUGACCAAGUCCCACGAAGGCUGACUGUUAAUAACAAGGGAGGAAAAUAGGCAGGCCCAGUGGUGGAAGAAAAAGAGCAUCCUGCCAAAAGAGAAAAAAAGAUAGGCCAGAAUCACUAGGGAAGCUUUUUGUUUCAUAAAAGAGCAUUUGGUUACUCUUGUUUAUAGAUCAUUUUGUAUGUAAAGUGUCUUAAAAAUUGCAAUAACUUUUAUUCCUUAGCAAAUAUUCUUUUUGCAAAUGCAUGGCUAGACAUUAAUUCAUAUAUUUUUUAAUAUUUAAGAAAUUCAACACAACAUUGUAUUAUUGAUGCAAACCCACUUGAUACUAGUAAAUGCUAAACACCUAAUAAUAUUUAAUAAUUGAAAAGAAAUUUAUGGGCAAAUUUAUGAACAAUUUAUUUUAAGUUGAGAAACUCCAGUAUCUUUAAACUAUGUCUAUAUGUCUAAAGAAAAAAAAUCUAAAAGUUAUUAAUGACUGAUAUAACUAGGUGAGUUGAAGCAAACCAGAUCAGAAAAUGACUUUGUCUCAGUGGAGGACUUUUGCUAUUGUUUUAUGUGGCUAAUUGCCUUUUCACUCCCUUUUGUAUAGACACAACCUAAAAAACACCCGAUUUCACCUGUAGUAGUAAGCAGCUGUGUUUCAAUCUUCUGCCCUUUUGGUAAAAUACACAAAUUGCUUUCAGAUGAGUUUCAGAUAUAUUAUACUCUGCCCAUCAUGAGUCAGAUAGGCACUGUGGUAAGUAGAAAGGACAAAAAUAUCCUUUUUGUGUCUGUGAAAGACACAAUUUCUGACCACAGAAUCUUGUAAUAGUAUUGUUUCUGAGACAGGCACAUAAACCGUAAUUUUACUAUAAUGUGAAUAUUACAAGAGAGUUAUGAUACAAAUCUUCCAGGUGAGUCUUGAGAAAUGAAGAAAAUGUCAGAUAGGUACAAAAAGCUGGGAAAGGUGUGUUGGCCAGUGGGGCCAGCAUGAGCAAAUGCAGAACACAAAACACAAUUUAAAAAGCCAGAUUUUCAUAAGGUAAUUGAUAUUUAAUUAUUACCUAGUAUCUCCAUAGCAUAGAGGUGUUUAUUUUGGAAAAAAACAACAAAAACAAAACAAAAAACUAUAUAUCUCUGAUCUAUAGAUAUAGAUAAAUAGAUGUCUCCUUUAUAAGUAGCAGAAGGAUAUUCGAAAUUAAAAUUACGAUGGUUUGGCAUUAAAAUGCUCAAAAUAUAUAUACCUACAUUCUAUAUUUAAUGAUUCAUUUUUAACUGACCUUCACUAGCAGGGCUUCUUAACUGAGAAGUAUCAGUACAUAGAACUAACAAACUAAAUUCUUAUUGGAUCUAAGCUAUCUUUAUGAGCAAGAAUGAUUUUUGCUGAAUUAUACAUUGCUUUAAAAUUACCAUUAAAUUUGAAAUUUCAGAUUCUGGAAAUCAUUUCCCUAGACGUGUGUAUAAAGAGAUAAAACUGAGAGGAGAAUCUGUCACUUGGCAACACUGUUUGGAUCAUGGAUCAAGUGUGUUGAUCCAUGUACCGUAAAGACUGGAGACAGCAUAAACUUGGGGGUUGUUCUAUCAAGCCACAGGUCAUUUUUCAGAAUCUAGACGUGAUAACUGAAUAUAUUUCUACAGAUUUCUACAUCAAUUUUGCAGCAGCAUUUAUAUCAGGAAACAUAAAUAAUUUAUCUUUGUUAAUAAUAAACAUCCGGUUUUUUGUUCCUCACGUAUGUGUUCAUAGCAAAAGGAAAGGUUAAGACCCAGACAUACUGUCGCAAAUGUGUAUGAGUAUUGUUUCUGGACUGGCACCAAAAACACUAUGCCUUUUGAUUUUUAAACAGCCAGUCAUUUUGAGAUAGUCACUGAAAACAGAUUUGGCCAGAAUAGCAAAGUAUAGACGCAGCUUAAUACUUUGUUUAUGCACAAAGCUGCAAACAAAAAGAUAUAGGCAAAAAACCUGCUUUUCAAUACAAAUAUUCUAUUAAAGUAAAAAAAAAAUAAUUUUAUUAACAAAAGUAUAAUUUUGUUAGUUUGAAUUCCUCACAUAAUUACUUGAUUUCUUCAAAAUCUUUUUAGUGCAUAAACACAGUCAAGGCAAACAUAUAAAAUGUGUUUUCUAAUCCAUGAAAGUGAGAAUUCUGCAAAACCACUUUGCAUUAUAGAUACAAUUUAAUAGAUAUCAUCAGUUAUGGUUUAUUGUCAGAGCCACUAAUAAUUCUUCCAUAAGGUUAUAUCUAUUGGUAAGAAGAUUAAAAAUUGGAAAUGCUGGUAGAUAAAAUGCUGUGGUUAAUAUGUCGUGGUAAAUGAUAUCAGGAAGCACAUAGAAUUCUUGAUAAAGAGCAAGAAAAUUCAAAAGACUAAUUUGGUGACCUAAAUACUAAUCCUUCUGCUUAUGUAACCAUUGCAGGUUAAUGUGUUUGGAGCACUAAAUACGACUUCAGUGCUUGCUCAUUUGAUUGUACAAUUUAUUCUAUUUGUAUUUCUAGUUUUAUUUCAGCUUCAUGCCUGAGAACAUCUCUUGAUUUAUUAGUCUUGCUUGGGAUUACUACUUUAAAAAAUUGAUUGCAUUUAUAGUGAUAGUAAUAGUAAUAAUAAUAAUAGUCUUAAAAAAGACCGAAAAGUAAUUUGAGCACUAAUAAUAAGUAAUUGUUUGCGCCCCAAUUUUUUAUAUCUUCUCAAAUAGAGAGUAAAUUGACUGAUAUCUUCUGGAAACAUGUGCCGCUGAAAAGCCAAAACACAAUUGAAGUGCAUGUUUGCAAUCUCCUCGUUCCUCAAAUCCCAUGGAUGUCCAAAACUAGAACCUUUCUUUGAUUCACGUAGGAUAUUCUGACUAAGUCAGAGAGAUGCUGGUGAAUGCUUUCCAAGAUUUCUUUUAUUAUAAAGUGAAUGGAAAGGACAUUUAAUAAUGCUAUACCUGCCUGAAAAAAAUGCCAGCUUUCAUUAAGUCAGUGGCAAUUAAAUGCAACACUUGGCAAAUAAAUUGAACAAAGCAUCUGGCUAGCCUGUAAGUAUGAAUCAUCUUCAAUGGAAGUACCAAAUUAUAGUAAAAAAAAAUAAAGGGAUAUAAAAAGGAAAAUAAAAUUCAGACAUGAUUAGGGCCAUGAGUAAAAAUAAUCCAAGUUGAUAUGUGGCAACUUGUAAUGCAGCAUAAUUUUAGAAAAUUAUUUAGUGAUUGUAUAAAUGUGACAUGCCUGAAAAAUGUUAAUUAAACUGGUUUACACAAUG
This is a messenger RNA of Pan troglodytes (chimpanzee), 13259 nucleotides long. It is a transcript of the gene TMEM200C, whose product is annotated as transmembrane protein 200C. The record is from RefSeq and is a predicted model, not a curated record. Lineage: Eukaryota; Metazoa; Chordata; Mammalia; Primates; Hominidae. The coding region runs from base 3278 to 5131 and encodes 617 amino acids. The transcript is spliced from 3 exons.